GAAGUGGACUAACGUCAGUAAUGAAACGCAGCCCUGGUUACAAAAGCGGCCGCCGGAGAGAGACUACCCUGGAGAAAGUCAGUGGAGAGAGGGGUCUGUAGAGAAAAGAAAGCCAGAAGACAACAUGGACAGGACGGUCAGCCUUCCCAACCAGCCCGACAAAAGAACCACAGUGACUCUGGUUGAGAGCAGCAGCGCCCCCAGCGGGCUGGAACUGGUCAGUUCCUACCAGACCACCAGAGUGGGAGACCCCAUGGACCUGGUGGCGCUGGCAGGACAAGUACAGAAGGGAGAUGACUUCAUUAAGGCCAACGCUUGCAACAAACUGACUGUCAUUGCUGACCAGAUCAGAUACCUACAGGAACAGGCAAGAAAGGUUUUAGAAGAGGCUAAAAGAGAUGCUGACCUCCACCAUGCCGCCUGUAACAUUGUGAAGAAACCAGGAAACAUGUAUUACCUCUACCAGAGGCAAUCUGGGCAAAAAUACUUCUCCAUCAUCUCACCUAAGGAAUGGGGUCCAAGUUGCCCUCACUCGUUUGUUGGUGCAUUCAAACUUCAACAUGACAUGUCCUGGACCCCCAUAGAUGAGGUGGAGAAGAAAGACUCAGAGUUCGCCAUCAUGGACAAACUGCUCUGCCAACAGACUGCCUUACCAUCUUACACAGGACCCAACUUUAAGGGCCUCUCUGAUUAGAGGACUGCUGAACUGGACUGGAUUAAAGGACUGGAACUUAAGGACACCCGGUGGAGGUUAAACUAUGGUCUUAAUUGGGAAAACUCUAUACGUGGAUUGGGGUUGCUGAUAUAAAAGUAUCCGCCACACAGUGUCUUGAUGACACUCAUACACGGUUGCAUUACUGCAUUAAGUUGGUGUCAACAAUACGUUUUUGUUUGUAUACACAUCAGUUGCUGUUACUGUAUGUCUUAACCGUAGGGAUGCUUCUCUAAGACUGAAUCAUAUCGGGCUACUCUGGAGGGCCUGUGCAUGGACACUUUUACUAAAUAAAGUUUGUCUGCUUAUUAGCCUUUAUCAAACCUCUUAGCUACAUUGGGUUAAAUAUUAUCAACAUUCAUCAUGGAUUUUAAAGCUGCCUUGUUGCCCGUUUUCUUGUAAACAAACAAAGGUUCUGUUUUUAUUCAGUGUUUCUCACCAAAGGCAUUGUGUGUAUCUUAGAGGCUCAACAAACAUGAUAAAAGCAUUUUCUACAGUGCUUUCAAAAAUAUAUUUGAACCAUGUUGAGCCAUCUAUCAGUGGAUCAAGUAAAUGUGUUUUGUCUUCCAUUUAUUGACUGUAACCAAUAAAUUUGAUGUCCAUUG
Messenger RNA from Dicentrarchus labrax (European seabass), 1317 nucleotides. It is a transcript of the gene cunh1orf50, whose product is annotated as chromosome unknown C1orf50 homolog. The record is from RefSeq and is a predicted model, not a curated record. The coding region runs from base 125 to 694 and encodes 189 amino acids. The transcript has 5 exons. Lineage: Eukaryota; Metazoa; Chordata; Actinopteri; Moronidae.